Messenger RNA from Lotus japonicus, 1793 nucleotides. RefSeq names its product E3 ubiquitin-protein ligase Os04g0590900-like. NCBI's taxonomy places the organism in Eukaryota, Viridiplantae, Streptophyta, Magnoliopsida, Fabales, Fabaceae. The record is from RefSeq and is a predicted model, not a curated record. Gene Ontology annotation, molecular function: transferase activity. The transcript has a single exon. Bases 569 to 1666 code for a protein of 365 amino acids. Gene Ontology annotation, biological process: protein ubiquitination.
CUAAAUCUACCUAAAAAUUAGUUUAGAGGUGAAGAUUACUAUACCCUAUAUAUUGACUUAUUUGAUCACAGAUCGAUGUAGCAUUUCCCAACAAUGAGUAAGUUAAAAUAAUCAAAAGGGAAAAGCAUUUAUAUUUUAUAAUUCUCAACUAAUAUCAACAUUCCCCACCACCUCAUUAGUCAAUAAAUCAUUUAACACACAAAGAUAAACUUGAAGGCAGAGAAAGCUAUUUGAAGGAAAAGAAAAAGAAGGUGAGCAAAAACAAAAGUUAAAGUACGCUCACCAUUUUCCUUGUCUUUGCCCUGCUUUCCAUCCAAGUCCUUUGGCCCCUUUUUUCAACACCAUCUUUUACCUUGUUAGAAACUUUCACUCUAGCUUAGUCUCUCUCUGUCUUCUUUACCUAUCUAAUCUAUAAGACCAUUCAUUACCCCGUAUCUUUCAUGUAAGCUGCUAAUCAUUGUUAUGAGAUAAACUUCUCACAAUCUCAACCAUAAAUUUUAGGUGAUAACAUAACAUGUACAUCUUCUAUAUGUAUUAGAAUAUAUACUCCUCCUAAGGUUUUUUAGCCAUGGCUUCUCUCGGCAACCCGAAAACUUGGGUUCCAUACAUGAACAACAAAGACUGUUCUCAAGGAUUUUGCAGCUUCUAUUGUCCACAAUGGUGUUAUGUACUCUAUCCUCCUCCUCCCCCUCCUUCUCCCUUUGAAUUUCCUGAAGAGGAUUCAGGUCCAAAUUUCUCCCCUCUCGUUAUUUCAGUUAUUGGUGUCUUGGCCAGUGCUUUUCUUCUUGUGACUUACUAUGUCAUAAUAUCCAAGUACUGUGGCCGCAGAGAAUCUUCACAGCGCGAGAACCAUGAAGCCAAUGCUGAAUUGGAGGAGAAUGAGAAUCACAACCCUUCACUCCAUGAACCGUGGCAUGUUUCAACCUCUGGCUUAGAAGAGGCUUUGAUUAAGUCCAUAACAGUUUGCAAGUACAAGAAAGGCAAUGGUUUAGUUGAGGUAACGGAUUGCUCCGUUUGUUUAAGCGAGUUUCAAGACGAUGAGAGUAUUAGGCUUUUGCCAAAGUGCAGCCAUGCUUUUCAUCUCAAUUGCAUUGACACAUGGCUCAAAUCUCACUCCAAUUGCCCUCUUUGUCGUGCUAGCAUAUUCACCUUCAAUGCUGCAGCAGCACUUGAUGUGGUGGAACUCCCUUCAAGGAACGAAGCUUCUUCAGAAAAUCAACAUGUAGGUGGUGGAAGAGACAGUGAAUUAUUGGAUGAUGUGGAAGAAGAAGAAACCUUGCAUGGUGGUACAGAAGCUCCGAAGACCGCAUUUCGUGCUUUCAGUGAUUUAGGCAAUUUGAGAGGAAGGCAAAGUGUGAUUGAGAUUAGAGAUGAAGACUAUUAUGAAUCCAUUCGAAGGUCGGUGUCGAUGGAUCAUUCGUUUCAAAGUGGUAUUUCAGUUGCUGAUGUGCUGCAAAUAAAUGAGGAGCAAGAUUUCCAAGUGGAAGCAUGCUCCCUUGGACCUGGUCCAUCAAAGAGAUCAAGAGGUGAAAGUAGCAAGUCUAGCUGUAGAAGGAAGGUUUUGCAUUGUGUUGUGAGUCCAAUUGCAAUGAAGAGAUCCUUUUCCAGUGGGAGAUUCUCUCUUAGCAGAAAUGGCAGAGGGAGACAAGGGGUUUUGCCUUUCUAGAAAAUGAAAAUUCCUUUAUCUAUUUACAUCUUUUAUCCUUUUUCUGAAAGUGUGACAAUGAAGAAGAAGAAGAAUGACAAUUGACCAAAUUUUUGUGUGACGGUCUUAUAUUAAAUUUGUUUGGAUC